AUGGAUUUAUAUAGUCAAAUUCAGGAUCUCUUGGAAUUCUCGAGUAAUGUAACUUUAUUACUAAGAGAGCAAUCGGAUAAACUCAUCUGCGAAAGGAAUUUGGUAAAGAAUGAAGAGGAGGAGGACUUGGAAAACCUAUCCUAUGACAUCGCUUUGGCAUCGAAGUCUUUACGUGUGUUGGAGUUGCGCCGAGAAAUUAGCUCAACCAGAACGGAGUUGUUGGAUGUGAAAGAUCUGGUCAACAAUUAUGGAGAGGAGAAUCUUUCCAACGAUUGGAUUGAUUAUGCUCAAGACGCAAUGGAACAUUUGUCUCUCCUUUUGAAGAAAGGAAUCGAAUUGUCAUCGAAUGAUUUCGCAAAAGCCAAGCAUGUCAAACCGGAAUGUCAUGACGAAUGCGAAUAUGAAUACUGUGAAAGAGCGGCAUCUCCCAAGGACUUUGUGUAUUAUAGCAAUCGACUCUAUAGGGAUGAUUCCUCUUCGGAAUCUUCAACAAAUAGUAGGCCUGCUAGUAUCGUGAUUCCUUCUGUGGAUGCGGAUACCGCUGCCCAAGACCUUCGAACAAGAUCAAAUUUAACUCGACGUCACACUAUGGAUAAUGAAGACGUAUCCGCCGCUCGCUUUUUUGUCGGUCAUCUCGGGUUUAAAAAGACUCCGUCCAAAGCUUCAACAACUACUUUCAUCUCGCAGGAGCAAACUAGCGCCGAGUCGUUGAUUAAUUCUGGAAAUUGGCCGUUAUCAGUUGAACAAAAUGAUGAUGAUGAUAGCCUCUCUUCUCCUGCGGCACGACAGCUUUCACAGUUGAUGGUUCAAGAGUCGACAGAAGAGUUUGUUGAUGCAGUUGAGAAGCAGGAUGACAGUCGUUCCCGCAACAGUCUUAGAAAAUCGAUUUCGAACGAUCCAAAUAUUCUUAGUCGGACUUCGGUGGAAAGAUUAAAUUUUUCGUCUUUACCAGCUACUCUCGACUCCGUGCCAGAAGAUGAGUCUCUAUCACAGUGGGAUGAUUACGAAGAUUCGGGCGUAGAAAGAUUAUCAUCGCCCUCUUUUCCAGCAACCUCAGCAUUUCAAAUUAGCCUUCAUCGUUCCAAGCCAAAUUUGUUUGCCGAAGAGGUUAACGUCGACAAUCCGGUUCGAGUGGGAACGGGAUAUGGCUCAUAUAUUGCAUAUACGUGUACGAUCAGGGGUCAAGAGGGCGCAAACAUUGUGACGAGAAAACGAUACUCGGAUUUUAUUAGAUUAAGAUCCCAGUUGAUCAAAGCACAUCCAAAGUACAAAAAGUUGAUACCAUGCUUGCCACCGAAACGAGUCGUAGGGAAAUUCUUACCAGAAUUUAUCGAACGAAGACGUAAAGACUUGGAAUAUUUUUUAUCAUACAUUCUACUUCACCCAGUACUUGGUUCGAACAUGGUG
Molecule: messenger RNA, 1407 nt
Organism: Acaulospora colombiana
Lineage: Eukaryota; Fungi; Glomeromycota; Glomeromycetes; Diversisporales; Acaulosporaceae
Source: the annotation of a GenBank genome assembly